AUGUUGGAAACGGACGGGCCCCGGGGAACACUGGCAAGUAGGAUGGCUCCUCUGUGGCCCUUCGUCCUGGCUGCUGCCUCAGGAAUCCUGGCCAUUGAUGCGCCUCAUCCCAGGAGCUCUGCUCUGCGUCAUCUCACCAAGCAACUAUUGCAGAAAUACCGCAAGGAGGUGAGGCCGGUUCACAACUGGACCCAGGCCACCACUGUCUACCUGGAUGUGUUUGUCUAUGCAGUGCUGGAUGUGGAUGCACAGAAUCAAAAAUUAAAGACAAGUGUAUGGUACCGUGAGGUUUGGGAUGAUGAGUUUUUAUCCUGGAACUCCAGCAUGUUUGAUGAGAUUAAUGAGAUCUCCCUACCUCUAAGUGCCAUCUGGGCCCCUGAUAUCAUCAUUAAUGAGUUUGUGGACAUUGAAAGAUCACCCGACCUUCCCUAUGUUUAUGUGAAUUCAUCUGGGACCAUUAAGCACUCUAAGCCCAUCCAGGUGGUCUCUGCGUGCAAUUUAGAGACAUACGCUUUCCCAUUUGAUAUCCAGAAUUGCAGCCUAACCUUCAGUAGCAUUCUGCACACAGUGGAAGAUGUAGACCUGGCCUUCCUGAGGAGCAGAGAAGACACCACGCAUGACAAAAAGGCAUUUUUGAAUGACAGUGAGUGGGAACUUCUCUCUGUGUCCUCAACAUAUAACAUCCUGCGGAGCAGCGCUGGAGAUUUUGCCCAGAUUCGGUUUAAUGUAGUGAUUCGCAGGCGCCCCCUGGUCUAUGUUGUGAGCCUGCUGAUUCCCAGCAUCUUCCUGAUGCUCGUGGACCUGGGGAGCUUCUACCUGCCGCCCACCUGCCGUGCCAGGGUUGUGUUCAAGACCAGCGUGCUGGUGGGCUACACGGUCUUCAGGGUCAACAUGUCUGAUGAGGUGCCCAGGAGCGCAGUGAGCACCCCGCUGAUUGGGGUCUUCUUCACGGUCUGCAUGGCCUUCUUGGUUCUCAGCUUAUCCAAGUCCAUCCUGUUGGUCAAAUUCCUCCAUGAUGAGCGGUGCAGCCGGCAGGAGCAGACCCUCCUGUGCCUUCGAGGGGACACCGAUGCUGGUGGGCCUAGAGUGGAUCCCCGCACCCAGUCGGCUGGGGUCACAGAGUUCCCCGUCUGGCAAGAGCACCAGGCCCAGUCCGAGACCCUGAAGGAAGUCUGGUCCCAGCUCCGCUCCAUUAGCAGCUACUUCCAAACCCGGGACCAGGCGGACCAGCAGGAGGCCGGGUGGCUGGCCCUCUUGGAACGCUUUGACCGACUGCUCUUCCAAAGCUACCUCGUUGUGCUGGGACUUUACACCGUCACCCUGUGCUCCCUCUGGGUGUCGUGGAGCGGCUUGUGA
Camelus dromedarius (Arabian camel) is the source of this 1356-nucleotide messenger RNA. It is a transcript of the gene HTR3B, whose product is annotated as 5-hydroxytryptamine receptor 3B. Gene Ontology annotation, molecular function: acetylcholine-gated monoatomic cation-selective channel activity; serotonin-gated monoatomic cation channel activity. Gene Ontology annotation, cellular component: neuron projection; postsynaptic membrane; synapse. The coding region runs from base 1 to 1356 and encodes 451 amino acids. The transcript is spliced from 10 exons. The record is from RefSeq and is a predicted model, not a curated record. NCBI's taxonomy places the organism in Eukaryota, Metazoa, Chordata, Mammalia, Artiodactyla, Camelidae. Gene Ontology annotation, biological process: chemical synaptic transmission; monoatomic ion transmembrane transport; nervous system process.